This is a messenger RNA of Homalodisca vitripennis (glassy-winged sharpshooter), 1980 nucleotides long. RefSeq lists its product as uncharacterized. NCBI's taxonomy places the organism in Eukaryota, Metazoa, Arthropoda, Insecta, Hemiptera, Cicadellidae. The record is from RefSeq and is a predicted model, not a curated record. The transcript has 6 exons. The coding region runs from base 1 to 1980 and encodes 659 amino acids.
AUGGCUGCAAAAAUAGGAUCAGCGUUAGUAGAAGAAAAUGAACUCUUAAAAGAAGAAACACUCAAGCUAAAGACCAAACUGAGCAUCAUGGAGGAAAGAUUUGAAGAAAUAGAAAAUGAAGAAAAGAAAUACAUAGACAAAAUAGAAAACCUUUUACAGCUAAAUGCAGACGUUGAAGCUCAACUCACUAAAGAGAAAAAACUUCGCCAAGAAGCGCAAUUUAUCUAUGAGGAACAUGACCUAAAACUAAGUCAACUUAUUGAUGGCUAUGUAAAAAGAAUAGCGGAGCUUGAAAAAACUAUCUCAACACUGCAAAAGAAAACUGAAAAUCAAGAAACUAAGUCUGCCACUUUUCAAGAUUCUAUGACGCAAACUUCCCCUCCUACCGAAAUAAUUAAAGAUAGUCCCUCAUCCCUCCUACUUGAAAUGUCAGGAGCCAGCCAAACCUGCCAACAAAAACUGAAGAACCCCUUGACAGACUGUAACCCACACUUGACUUCAGGAGCCAGCCAAACCUGCCAACAAAAACUGAAGAACCCCUUGACAGACUGUAACCCACACUUGACUUCAGGAGCCAGCCAAACCUGCCAUCAAAAACUGAAGAAUGUUUUAACAGAAUGUAACCCACACUUGACUUCAGGAACCAGCCAAACCUGCCAAGAAAAACUGAAAAACACUUUGACUGAAUGCAGCCCACACCUGACCUCAGGAAUUGACCAAAGCUGCAAACAAAAACUGCCAGGACGGACAAGGACAUGGAGAGCCAAGUCUUCGGUACAAAAUAACAAUUUAAAUACUCAAGCAAGAGCAUAUGCUCUCCAAGCAACCGAAGGCAAGAAAGCAAAUAUGUUUAGUGUCUCCCUUCAAGUGGCAAAAGCUGGCAGUAAAUCAAAUACUUUGGGACUUCAAAAACCUGCCAACUUGGACGUAAAAAUGAAGCUAAAUAACUCCCCACCACUAAACUCAAAAUUAAAGAAAAGUGAUGAAGAUUAUGAGCAAUUCUUCCUAAAAUACAUUACAUUCUACAUGGAGCACAUGAAGAAACACUAUGGCUAUACUGGAGCUUGUGAUGACCUAUCACAGUCCAACCAUAAGUCUCAGUCCGUUUCAACCGAAAAUCAGUCACAGAUGCCCCCAUCCCCUACAGGCUCUGUAACAGACAAAACCAACAUGACAAUCAAGAAAAAAGCAUACGAUUUUAAACUGAGAGACAUGAAGAGGCAACACAUAGUGACUUACAUCAACCAAGCUCAUGACAAGUCCAAAGCAACAUGGAAGAAGAUAGCCCUCAAAAGAUUAUUGGAUCACUGCAACGAAAAUGAGUUGAUGACACCUAACCAACAUGGCUUUAGGAAACAUAAGUCUACAACAACGGCCUUAAUAAGUCUGCUUGAGGAGACUGUUGACCACAUAGAAGCUGGCAGAAUAGCAGCAGGUAUUAUGCUAGAUUAUAGCAAGGCCUUUGAUUGCCUCAGCCAUGACCUUAUCCUCACCAAGUUACAAUCCCUUGGUAUUGUGGCAAAAGCAGCAGAAUGGGUACAUAACUAUCUGGCUGAUAGACAUCAGCUUGUGGAGCUUCUGUGUCAAGAAAAGAGUACUACCAAAAAAGUUCUUUCAACACCUCUACCAAUAACAAGAGGGGUACCCCAAGGUUCUGUUCUGGGCCCUGCUCUCUUCAUCCUUACCACAAAUGACCUACCAGCAUAUUUAAGAGACAGCUGUACCCCAAUAAUGUACGCUGAUGAUACCACCCUUGUGCUGGGCAAAGAAAGAGUGGGAGAUAAUCUGGCCGGCGCUGUCCCUCCUGUGGCCGAGUGUGUAGUGGACGACGACAUGCACAGGGUGGACUCUGUAUUUCAGCUGGAACCCGUCACUGAGCAGGAUAUUGUAAAAGUAGUACAAGACAUGCGAGGGAUCCAGCUGGGGGGAAGCAUAUGGAGCGGCGGAGCGGGGGCUGCGUACUGUCAAGCGAUGGUUUGA